This is a messenger RNA of Symbiodinium necroappetens, 1325 nucleotides long. Lineage: Eukaryota; Dinophyceae; Suessiales; Symbiodiniaceae. The record is from the annotation of a GenBank genome assembly.
AUGCUUCGAGCUCUUUUCCUGCAAGUGCUGCAUUGGAGCUUGCUACUCGUACCUGCUGUCGGGCAACUCGCAGCAGCGUGGAGUGUAACAUCCGGGCAAUGCACGCUUGAAGCCGAUGGGUGCAUCAGCUCCCCGAGCUACCCGCGCUCCUAUCCGGACGACAGCUCUUGCUCAAUUCACGUGCCUACGGGGAACACCGAUGCAAUUCAAGUGGUCAGCUUUCAGACGGAGAGUGGUUAUGACAAACUGCGGGUUAACGAUCUAGAUUACAGUGGCACUUCUGGGCCCUACGGCGUGGUGCCGCAGGGCACGAUCGGUUGGAGUUCCGACUCCUCGGUCAGUGGCUCUGGCUGGAAAAUCUGCCUGCAAGAGAUGCAGGUCGACGGGCCACUGGCCUGGCUGCUCGAAGGCCACUGCAGUGACGUGAUCGACGGGCGUUAUGAGCUGCAGGGCCACACUGCUAGCGGAAGGCCAUUCUACAAACAUUGGAGCGAGUCGAUGUACCUCUACUACGAUCCAGAUUGUGAUGCCAAUCCGGCCACAAGCGGUCUUUUGGGCGCCACGUGGAGGGUGGGUAUCACUGCUCCUUCUAUGUCGUUGGAACAGGAUUUGGACAAUGAUGGAGAGUGUCGAAGUGCGGCGUACGUGCAGAACAGCGCAAAGCUCCCCCCAGAGCGUGCCACGUGGCGACAAGUUUGCAGCGGCGCGUGGAAUGAUGGCUUGCUCACACUUUCACCAGCGUUGCUUCGCACGCCCCGAGUCCUAGAGCUCCGCACCAUAGGUUCGGUGAGUGUUGCAGCAUGCUGGCUUUUGCGUUGCCUUGUUCAGUCUCCAUCGCUGUGGGUGUCAAGAAGCUGCCGCUCUUCGCUCAGCGGCGUGUACGAGCUCCAGGGUUAUCUUCUCGGAAGACCUUGGUACAAGUACGAGAACAUCAUCACAUCCUCUGUGGUGUACCUCUGGUACGAUGACGACGAACAAUGCGGUGCAGCAUGGUACUUCAAAAGCACUGCCCCUCACGACGGUGCCGACUCCUGCAAGUUCUAUUCGAUCCUCGGAAGAGGUUCUCAGAGGCUUUCGGCUUUUCGGGACGUGCGCUUCGGAUUGAUCGUUGGGAAGGUUUUUGCGUAUAACGAAACCUACGAUCACAUCAAUGUUGAGUGGGUGCUUGAGAGGGCCGACAGCCCGGCGACCUUUCCGCCAGAUUCUGGUUGGCAAACGCUGUGCGCAGAUGCUGAGACGGAGGUCUCUGAAGACCAGGCGACCCGGCAAACCUUAGGUAAGCAUUACGGCAGCGGCAUGGUUUGUGUCAUCCGAAUCCGGGCUUG